Rosa rugosa (rugosa rose) is the source of this 891-nucleotide messenger RNA. RefSeq names its product proline-rich receptor-like protein kinase PERK2. The coding region runs from base 1 to 891 and encodes 296 amino acids. The transcript has 2 exons. NCBI's taxonomy places the organism in Eukaryota, Viridiplantae, Streptophyta, Magnoliopsida, Rosales, Rosaceae. The record is from RefSeq and is a predicted model, not a curated record.
AUGAAGCUUUUCACUAUGCUUAUGGCUUUGCUAUUUCAGUCCUUUUUGUUGCAAGCUCAGGUGAGCUUACCACCACCUCCCAUUCCUAGCCCUGAUCCUUCCCUGGGGUUAGUACCACUAGGUGUUCCUUAUUAUUAUAGUUAUAUCCCACCUCCUCCUCCCGUUGUUCUUCCACCACCACCACAACCGCCACCAUCAGGACCACCUCCCAUUCCCAGCCCUGAUCCUUCCCAGGGGUUAGUACCACCAGGUGUUCCUUAUUAUUAUAGCUAUAUCCCACCUCCUCCUCCCGUUGUUCUUCCCCCACCGCCACCACCUCCCCUUGUUCUUCCCCCAGCGCCACAACCGCCACCAUCAGGUCCUAAUCCGGCUGAUAGAGCUCUUUGUACUGUGCAAUGUAGUGCUGAUUGUGCCUCGAUCUUUGGUCCAUCGAUACAACCCAAUAAAUUUCGGCGCACCCCCAGAACUCCCCCCAGCAAUCCCACAACUCCUAGCACACCCACAACUCCUGGCACUCCCACAACUCCCAGUACUCCCUCAGCUCCGGGCACGCCUGCAACUCCGGGCACUCCUACAACUCCUGGUACUCCGGCAGCUCCGGGCACACCUGCAACUCCGGGCACUCCAACUCCUGGUACUCCCGCAGCUCCGAGUACGCCUGCAACUCCGGGCACUCCAAACGCUCCUGGUACUCCCACAGCUCCGAGCACGCCUGCAACUCCGGGCACUCCAAACAUUCCCAGUCCUCCCGGUUGGAAACGAUUCGAAAUACCAAGGGAUAUUCCUAAGGCAGCUUACCAGAACAAUGAUGCGGACCAGAAAUCAUCAGUGUUCGACUUCAACAGUAGUACUGCUACUGAUGAUGGAAUUGGAUUUCGAUAUUCUAAUUAA